AUGGAUCCAUGGCUCCCAGGGUCCCACUCCUCAAGCCAAGAGUCGGACCCUGCAGGUUUAGAUUUCAACCCUGCUGCCCAAGAUUAUUUCUCUGCAGGCCACAAGUAUGACUCUCUCUACCAAGAAUUGGACCUGGACUCUAUUCAUGAAGAUCUUCAUUUCCAGUCCAUACCAGGAACCAUGACAGACACCAUGACAGAGUCCCACCCAGCUGCUGAACUAGAGGAUCUCACAGAGACUGAACGAAAGGAGCUCUAAUCCAAGCUCACUAAAUUGGAGGGGGAAAUUGUAAUCCUAUGCCAUUACCUGGCAGCAAAAGAAAAACGUUGCAUGGAGCUCAAGAAAAAGCUGGGCCUCAGAGCCUUGGAGGGGCUGAGGCAGAAUCUGUCCAAAAGCUGUCAUGAUGUUCAAAUCAUCAAUGUCUACAUGAAACAAAAGACAUCAGCUGCCCUGUCCACCAUGGGCUCUGCCAUCUGCAGGAAGCUUGGAGACAUGAAGAAAUCAGCCACAUUCAGAUCCUUUAAAGGUCUGAUGCGGACAAAAUCCAGAGUUGGCAAACAGAUUGGCAGUGACUGCCUUCCUUCUUUGGCUGAGAAUGGGGAUGAUUUGUUCUCUUCAGGGAUGAAAGAUGAUCCACUGCCUUUCCAGGAGAGUGGAGAUAAUCUAGUUGCAAGCAGUGGGCAUGACCUGCUUCCCUUUCUGGAGCUGGAAUGA
Messenger RNA from Suricata suricatta (meerkat), 714 nucleotides. RefSeq names its product TPD52 like 3 (gene TPD52L3). Gene Ontology annotation, cellular component: cytoplasm. The record is from RefSeq and is a predicted model, not a curated record. Lineage: Eukaryota; Metazoa; Chordata; Mammalia; Carnivora; Herpestidae.